Gossypium raimondii (Peruvian cotton) is the source of this 842-nucleotide messenger RNA. RefSeq lists its product as uncharacterized. The transcript is spliced from 2 exons. Bases 399 to 734 code for a protein of 111 amino acids. The record is from RefSeq and is a predicted model, not a curated record. NCBI's taxonomy places the organism in Eukaryota, Viridiplantae, Streptophyta, Magnoliopsida, Malvales, Malvaceae.
CUGGAAAAUAUUUUGUCGAUUUUAUGUUAAAUAUUCUGUCGUUACCUGUUGGCACUGUCAUAAGGCUUCUCACCAAAGAACAGAUGGUGGGUUCCCUUGGAAACCUUUAUGACAGCCUUGAGAAUAUGAAUGAUACCAACAUUCAGCCAACAGCAAACAAAGACACCCAUGAGAAUAUGAAUGAUACCUAAAUUCAGCCAACAGUAAACAAAGACACCCUUUUGAAGCCUAUAGUUCCAGACAAUGCUGCAAAUGUGCCUCCCUUGUUGCCAACAGUCGAAUCGUCAAACUCAAAACCCACCGGAAUUUAUAGGUGUGUUAAUACUUACCAUCGUAGCAGCUGCGGUCUCUAUGUGGCAAAUGAUUCUAAAUUCAUUUUUCCUUCCUGCAAUACUGUUAUGAACCAAAUCGCAAUAGUUGUUAAUCCAAAAAAGAAGGAUUCGCCUACUGAUGAGGGAGGUUAUGUGAAAGGGGUUAUUACAUACAUGAUCACGGAUAAUCUUGCUGUAAGGCCUAUGUCAGCCAUUUCUUGUAUCACUUUACUCAACAAGAUCAAUAUCAAGGAUGUGGGGGUUCUUGAAGAGAAAACCGUUGAUAUAGGAAUAGAUGAGGGUGUGAAGUUAUUGAAGGUAUCGUUGCAGUCCAAGGCAGUGCUCACUGAUGCGUUCCUCGAGAAGAAGGCAGGCGAAAGUGAUGCUAGCAACUCUUCUGGAGUACAUUCAAUCGUGAUAUAGGACAUUGUAAAAACACUCAGAGGAAAAAUUCUGUUAUAUUGCUACUGCUUUAGUUUACAGCUUUAUAAAGAGAAAAAUAAUCAUUUUAAAGGAAAUAAAUCCUAAUCC